Astyanax mexicanus (Mexican tetra) is the source of this 1105-nucleotide messenger RNA. RefSeq names its product hes family bHLH transcription factor 2, tandem duplicate 2 (gene hes2.2). Gene Ontology annotation, biological process: anterior/posterior pattern specification; regulation of neurogenesis; regulation of transcription by RNA polymerase II. Lineage: Eukaryota; Metazoa; Chordata; Actinopteri; Characiformes; Acestrorhamphidae. Gene Ontology annotation, molecular function: DNA-binding transcription factor activity, RNA polymerase II-specific; RNA polymerase II cis-regulatory region sequence-specific DNA binding; protein dimerization activity. The record is from RefSeq and is a predicted model, not a curated record. The transcript has 3 exons. Gene Ontology annotation, cellular component: nucleus. Bases 41 to 580 code for a protein of 179 amino acids.
CACAAGCUUCACCGCAGCGAACGGAAGAGUAUCCAGCAUCAUGACUCCUCACGCACCGCCCAGCACUGUCGCCAUGAGGAAAGAAGCGCUCGAGCUCAGAAAGACCCUCAAACCGCUGGUGGAGAAGAGAAGGCGCGCUCGCAUUAACGACAGCCUGCACCAGCUCAAGACCCUCAUCCUCCCUUUGGUGGGAAAAGAGAAAUGCCGAUAUUCCAAGCUUGAAAAAGCUGAUAUUCUGGAAAUGACCGUCAGAUUCCUGACUGAUAUCCCUGCCACUCCGAAAAAAGAUGUUGCAGAUAACUAUAAAGAAGGUUAUAAAGCUUGCCUUCAGCGCGUCUCAGCGCUACUCCCGCGCACCGGCCUAGACCAUGAGGCAGGUCGCCGAGUGACCGAGUUCAUGCAGCGGGCGAUGCCCUCCUCCAGCCCGGCGUGCCAGCACUGCAGCGGCCACGGCGCUCCUGCUACCCCCCAAACCCCGCAGCAGCGCCUCCGCAGCCUCCAGGCUACCGUCUCCAGAAGUGAAAGCCGGGCAAGCGUUGUCGUCCCGGUCUCUGGAGCCCCCGUGUGGAGGCCUUGGUAGCUGCACCAAAGCCGGGACACCUUUCUCCAAACUAAAACUGUACAUAAUGACUCAAAAAAAAAGAAAGAUGAUGCGGUUGGUGUGUACCAGCCUGCUUUUAUACGUUUUAAUACGUUUUAUAAGUUGACUCAGGAUCCUGUCAGGAUCAGCCGAGUCACGAUCACCUGAGUAUUGUAUACUUGUGCUACUUUGCUUAGCCGGUCUCGUCGGGUUCGUCCGAAACGGUCGCUUUUCUUCUCGAUUCCUUCUUGCGCGUCGCCUGUAAAUAACGCGGUUCUGUUUAGUCCUCUUCGAGGGGGGGUUAAAUGGGUGGGGGUUGUGGAGAACGCCUAUGUAAAACCCCACGGGUUGUUCAAUGUAAGGCAUUUGCACGUUUGGCUUCAGUAUUCUGAGUUUGUGCAGAUUAGUCGUAUGUAAGCACAAUGUGUUUAAUUGUAAAGUCUCUGUUUAAGGGAUGUGCUGAUUAUAUCGUUGUAUAUGUAUGUUACACUCAGUACUUUUGAAUAAAAGGAAUGGGCUACCCAA